This is a messenger RNA of Ilex paraguariensis (yerba mate), 684 nucleotides long. The record is from the annotation of a GenBank genome assembly. NCBI's taxonomy places the organism in Eukaryota, Viridiplantae, Streptophyta, Magnoliopsida, Aquifoliales, Aquifoliaceae.
AUGAGUAGGGCUUGUGAUCCCAUCGUAGACUCGAGUGCUUAUAGAUCGAUGUCAAGUGACGAAGGGGUGAUGCAAGAUGGAGCGAUCAGUGUUGAUGUCAGAGCCCAGGCGAACCUCGUCGAAACAGGGGGUCUAAUUGGCAUCGGAGAGGCAGUGAUCCAAGCAGGUGUUGAAGGCAAGAUGGAGAUCCAUGGCGAGGCAGCAGGCGCACCGUUCGGCAAGGUGACCCAGGCGGUGCGCGUCGACAUUGGGGCGACCCAAGUAGCGAGGCCCGAAGGGGAGGUGACCCAAGAGAUAGGCGCCGGAGUUGAGGCGCUGUGGGUGAUGGGCGCUAGUGGUGCGCUGCUAGGUGACGAGCGUAGGCUGUGGAGCCUGCAAAUGGCUUUGCUAGAUGCUGGGCAUGGCCAAGUACGCGCGCCAGUGGCGUCGCCAGGCACUAGACAAGGCCAGACUGGUGUGCGAACGACAUCGUUAGGUUUAGGGCGCGAGCGGGCAACGCUGGAUGCCAUUUUGUCGAUGUUGGGCGAUAUAGGCACCACGACGGUGGUUGGGCACAGAGCUAGGAAGCCUCGGUACGGGGUUAUGGAGCAUAGUAUGUCGGGGGAUGUAGGUGUUUCUGACGGCAUUGAUUCUGGUCAAAUGGCGGAUGAUAUGGUUCGUUCAGGUGGAACUCCACGGAGUUAG